Cercospora beticola is the source of this 369-nucleotide messenger RNA. RefSeq lists its product as uncharacterized. Lineage: Eukaryota; Fungi; Ascomycota; Dothideomycetes; Mycosphaerellales; Mycosphaerellaceae. The record is from RefSeq and is a predicted model, not a curated record.
AUGUCUUCCCGUACCCAAACCAUCGAUCCCAAAACCGCACUCCUCAUUGCCUACGUGCACAACAUCAAUGCCGAAGGCGACAUUGCAAACCAGGUGACAGAGGAGAUUGUACAGAUCGGCGAAGGAGCCUACGCCGACUGGUACGAAACACUCGAGGUCUGGCUCGAAUCCCACAGCAACGAGUCUGGUGCUCCCAACAUGAAGCUCAUCGCGGCUUGGGCUGCCGCAAAGCGUGUCGGUCAAGAUGGCGACGAACAGGCCCUGAAGAUGGCCGACAGCAUCUGGGAAACGGGAGAGAGACUAGUGGCUGGGUGGAAAGAUUCUGUCGCAGCGUGGACGACUGCAAACCCUGGCCUUGCUCCUGCUUGA